Cricetulus griseus (Chinese hamster) is the source of this 1022-nucleotide messenger RNA. NCBI's taxonomy places the organism in Eukaryota, Metazoa, Chordata, Mammalia, Rodentia, Cricetidae. The record is from RefSeq and is a predicted model, not a curated record.
AUGGACCGGCCACACCGCCUGGCCCCGCCCCGCAGGGCAGGGCGGGGUCUCUCCCGGAGCCUGCACACUGGGGCCCUCAGCAGUCCCGCCUGCAGUUCCCGGGCUGGAAUUGUCUGCUUGCUUCCCUGCUCUGUGCUCUUCGCCUUCGCCCUGCACAACACUUUGGGGAUGGAGCCGCGCACCCUGGAGCUGUUCUACGACGUUCUGUCCCCCUACUCCUGGCUGGGAUUUGAGGUCCUAUGCAGGUACCAGCACCUCUGGAAUGUCAAGCUGCAGUUGCGUCCCACGCUCAUCGCUGGGGUCAUGAGUGACUGCGGAAACAACUCUCCAGCUAUGCUUCCCAGGAAAGGCCAGUACUUGAGCAACGAGAUUCCUCUCCUGGGACAACACUUCCAGGUUCCCAUCAGUGUGCCCAAGGAUUUCUUCGGUGUGAUUCUUAAAAAAGGAACUUUAAAUGCCAUGCGCUUCCUCACCGCUGUGAGCAUGGAACAACCAGAGAUGCUGGAGAACGUGUCGAGAGAGUUAUGGAUGCGCAUUUGGUCUCGAGAUGAAGAUAUCACAGAGUCCCAGAGCAUCCUGGCUGCUGCAGAGAAGGCAGGAAUGGCCACAGAGCAAGCCCAAAAGUUUCUGGGGAAAAUGACUACAGCACAGGUGAAGGACAAGCUCAAGGAGACUACUGAGGCAGCCUGCAAAUACGGGGCCUUUGGGCUGCCUUUCACUGUUGCCCACGUGGAUGGUAAAACACACAUGUUCUUUGGCUCUGACCGCAUGGAGUUGCUAGCCUACCUGCUGGGAGAGAAGUGGAUGGGCCCUGUGCCCCCAACCCCAGGUGCUACACUGUAAGGUUGCCUCAGGAAGCAAACUUCGAUUUCUCUGUUUGAGGAAGCUACCUUUCCUGGCUGGCCCUAUGGGCUGAAGCAGGAUCCUGCCUUAGAUGUGCCUGCCUUUACUUCUGAGCCUCACAAGUGCCUUUUGGAAAUCCUUAGGUUCUGCAUUCAUAAAAUAAACCUGAUGCCACUAGA